CAAUGUUAUUUGCAUGGGUAGUAUUCACUUUUGAAACAAAAAUUCCCAUUUCAUUGGUAUGAAUACCGGUAUUAUACCCAGUUAUUUCUUCUUUGCUUUGUAGUCUGCAGCUGUGGUGUGCAGUACUGCUGUGCGUGUUUUAGUAAGGUGCACGUAUUUAAAGUAAUAAUAUUUUUGUGUCUUCACCUUGAACUUCUAGUAUACUUUUGUAUAAAGUAUUGUCACCACAAUGGAGCAAGAUGACUGGAACGAACAAUUAUUCAAAGGUAUUAACGGAAGAAAUAACGCUCUUGUUAGGAAAGCUUUAAAUAAACCCAGCGUUAACCCUAAUAAAAUUAACGUUGACGGAUUCACACCUUUGUGUUUAGCAGCAAAAUUAGGACAUGUGAGGAUCGCAGAAGACAUUGUUCAGAAAGGUGGCGAUGUUUGCUUACGUGGGAAAACUCAGAAAACUCCUUUGUCAUGGGCGUGUUCGUUUGGUCAUUUAGACGUCAUUAAAUAUUUACUAGAAAAUGGGGCCGAGGUGAAUGACGUUGACUUGGACGGAACGUCACCAUUAGCAUGUGCUGCAUUUAAAGGAUAUGAUGACAUUAUUCAGCUUCUUCUAAAAAACGGUGCAGAUAUUAAUAAAGUUGAAAACAAAGGUCACUCGCCUUUGACUAAAGCGUUUCUUAAUGAAGAUUUGAAUACCACAAAGUUCUUGGUAUCUAAUGGCGCCGAUAUAAAUCGCGCAGAUCCAGCUGGUUUCACUCCGUUAGAAUACGCAGUUUUUUGGAAAAAAUUUAAAAUUGUCGAGUAUCUUCUCCAAGAAGGAGCUAAUGUUAACAAACCAGAACCGACGAAUAGCUUUCCUUUGGGGCUAGCAGUAAAAACAGGUACUUUAUGUGGUGCUAAAAUGCUGAUUCAUAAAGGAGCGACGUUAAAUGCACGAAACAAAUGUGGAUACAGCGCAGUGGAGGAGGCAAUAUCUACCGGAAUAUUCGAAUUAGUAAAAUAUUUAGUGGAACAAGGCUCUGAUAUUACCGGUAGUGAGCAACAUGAUUUACUACCUUUAACGUUAGCAGCCCAGAAGGGUGAUUUGGAAAUAGUAAAAUAUUUGGUCCUUAAAGGAAGUGAUAUUAAUCAGAUAAGCUCAACCGGAAAUAAUGCUCUGGCGUUUGCUGCAACUGAAGGUCAUUUGGAUAUAGUAGACUAUCUUCUAGAAAAAGGCGCCGCUGUGAAUCAUAACUCGAGACCAGAUGCGCUACUACCAUUGGCGUGUGCUUGCCAAGAGGGCCAUUUAGAUGUCGCCAAGCGUUUACUAGCUGCCGGAGCUAGUGUCAAUCAACCUGAUUCCGAUGGAAAUACCCCAUUAACGAAUGCUGUUUUUUCAAACAGUAUAGAACUCCUUCAAUUCCUCGUCGCUGAAGAUGCAGAUCCUUGUAAAUCCGUCGGUACAGGACAGACUCCUUUAGUCGCAGCAGUGAAAAAGGGAAAUUUGCCUACUGUACAGUACCUUCUAGAAAAUGGAGCGAAGCCAACCAUUCAAACAGCUUUCUUAACGGCGAUAUCUACGGAGAAUUUAGAACUCGUUACUUUCUUGAAAGACCAGGGAGCCCUAGUUAAUUUCACAUAUCCAGAUGGAUGCUCCCCUUUAUCUACAAGCAUUGAGUUGGGACAAAUAGAAAUAGCGAAUUACUUAGUCGAUAAUGGUGCAGAUGUUCAAGUAAUUUUACAGAAUGAAAAUACGUCACGCAUAAUAGCAGCUAUAGAUGAAGAAGAUUUGGAUCUGAUUAAGUUCUUUGUGGAAAUCGGUGUAAACGUAGACGCAACUGGUAAAAGCGGAUGUACACCUUUAACUAAAGCUGUUGAAGAUGAAAAUUUUAGUAUAGUUAAGUAUUUGGUGGAAGAAGGAGCUUGUGUUAAUCUUGAAGACGACAACAAAAGAGUGCCUUUAGCAAUAGCUACUUCUAAUUCUUAUUUUCGUAUAGCAACGUACUUGAUUGACAAUGGAGCGGACGUUAAUCUUGCGAAAGAAGAAAUUGGACAGUACGUGGAGAAUAAUGUAGAUUUUAAUAUUUUUAUGAGGAAGUUUCCGCAAACUACUCCGACCAAAUUUAUAGGUACCGGUCAUGAAGAAACACCAGCUUGACAGUUGUUUUACCUGAAAGUACGUUUAGUUUUUAUUUCUUUUACACAAUCGUUCUGUAGACAAAUAAAGUACAUGCUUUAAUUUAUCUUAUUUGCACUCGAUGUAGUUGUGUAGGUUUACCACAUAUUGUGAUAAGGUGAAAAAACAAACAAUGUUAAACCCA
Molecule: messenger RNA, 2294 nt
Organism: Zophobas morio
Lineage: Eukaryota; Metazoa; Arthropoda; Insecta; Coleoptera; Tenebrionidae
Product: ankyrin repeat domain-containing protein 17-like
Exons: 3
Coding region: 230-2131 (633 amino acids)
Molecular function (GO): protein binding
Source: RefSeq, a predicted model, not a curated record